Messenger RNA from Zeugodacus cucurbitae (melon fly), 2014 nucleotides. Its product is annotated as protein toll-like. The coding region runs from base 1 to 1563 and encodes 520 amino acids. Gene Ontology annotation, biological process: toll-like receptor signaling pathway; innate immune response. Lineage: Eukaryota; Metazoa; Arthropoda; Insecta; Diptera; Tephritidae. Gene Ontology annotation, cellular component: membrane. The record is from RefSeq and is a predicted model, not a curated record. The transcript has a single exon. Gene Ontology annotation, molecular function: transmembrane signaling receptor activity.
AUGUACACAGGAAACCACAAGACUAAUGUGACUGUUAUCGAUUUGAGUCACAAUCUUUUGAGCGAGUUUAAUAUGGAACGCUUAAUUAAAGGUGGCAUUAAACGUUCUUUUCGAAUAAACUUAACGAACAAUUCCAUCAAAAGAAUAUUCGGUUCAUUAAAUAUGCCAAUUAUAACUGGCGAUUUUGUGAGCGAAAUCAAAAUAUCUGGCAAUCCCAUCGUGUGCGAUUGGAAAUUCGUUUGGAUUUAUAAUGCUAAUUCUCGUGUAAUUUUUACUGAUUUACAAUGUAAAAAGACGUCAAACGAAUUAUUGACGGAUGUCGCACAUAUGCGACGCGAUGAGUUGUGCGAUUGGCAACCGAUAUUCUGUCCCACAAACUGCGACUGUUACACACAAUCCGAUUGGCUGACGAUCAAUUGUAAUGGUAGACAACUCGACGCUAUCGAACAGCUGCCACGCCCCGAACAAGUUGAUCGCACGAGUUCAAUACUCGAUAUUAGCGUUAAUCAGCUGACCGUUUUGCCCGCGAACACCAUCUUCGGCUAUGCCAACGUUACGCAACUCAACGCCUCGUACAAUAGAAUCACAAAUGUCAGUCUCUUCCAAUUGCCGGCCAAAUUAACGGUUUUAGAUCUACGUAGUAAUCGCCUAAAAACUUUAAGCGCUGACUUGUUACGCGGACUUCUCAAUGACAGUGACAAACUACAGUCUUUGUAUCUGAGUGGAAAUGAUUGGAUGUGUGAUUGUGCUGCGCAACAUUUGUUGUACACCAUACGCGCUCAAAGGUUACGGAUACCCGAUGCUGAGCUGCUAGACUGCCAUAAUCUAAAGAAUGUUACAGUGCUCACAGCAAAUGUGGACGGCUUGUGUCAAGCUGUUGAAGGUUCGCCGUAUUUGACCGCAAGUAUCAUAACCACAGCAUUAGUCAUUAUUAUUUCACUUCUGCUUAUCGCACUAUUUUAUAAAUAUAAUUUGGAAGUGAAAGUCUGGUUACAUGCUCACAAUAUAUUGACUUGUUGUAUAAAAGAAUCCGAAUUGGAUAAAAAUAAAAAAUUCGAUGCUUUCAUAUCAUAUGCUCAUCAAGAUGCUGACUUCGUCAACCAUACGCUACUGCCGCGCCUUGAAGAGUGCGAAGAUCCACCAUUUCUUAUAUGCACACACGAGCGUAAUUGGCUGCCGGGAGCCUAUAUACCGGAACAGAUUAUCGAAUCGAUCGAUCAGUCGCGUCGUACGAUCAUAGUGCUGUCGCAGCACUUCAUCGAAUCGGAUUGGGCGCGCAUGGAGUUUCGCACAGCACAUCAGAGCUCGUUAAAUGAGGGCCGUACGCGCAUAAUUCUUGUGAAAUACGGUGAAAUUACGAACAACGAGUUAGUGGAUAAGGAAUUGAGGGCAUAUAUGCAGAUGAACACAUACUUAGAUUGGGAAGAUCCCAGAUUCUGGGAUAAAUUACGCUAUGCCAUGCCACAUAAAGCGGCGGAUAGAGAACGGAAUACCGAUAUGCUGGAAGCCAAUGGACGAAUGUAUGUUAUGGGACAAGUUGAGUUGAAUAGUUUGCGUGCUUAAAUAGAACAAAUUAGAGGAGAAACGUGGUCGAAUAGUGGACGCAUGCUGUUGUGAUCACACUAACUAUAAGCAAUGCAAUUUUAUUCAGUAAUUUACACGUAUAUGUAUAAGCAAUUCUAUUGUACAUUUAAUGAAAAUAUUUAUAUAUAGAAUUUCAAUAAAUAAAGGGUGAUUUUUUAAGAGCUUGAUAACUUUUUAAAAAAAAAAAACGCAUAAAAUUUGCAAAAUCUCAUCGGUUCUUUAUUUGAAACGUUAGAUUGGUUCAUGACAUUUACUUUUUGAAGAUAAUUUCAUUUAAAUGUUGACCGCGGCUGCGUCUUAGGUGGUCCAUUCGGAAAGUCCAAUUUUGGGCAACUUUUUCGAGCAUUUCGGCCGGAAUAGCCCGAAUUUCUUCGGAAAUGUUGUCUUCCAAAGCUGGAAUAGUUGCUGGCUUAUUUCUGUAGACUUUAGA